This is a messenger RNA of Frankliniella occidentalis (western flower thrips), 1297 nucleotides long. RefSeq names its product neuferricin. NCBI's taxonomy places the organism in Eukaryota, Metazoa, Arthropoda, Insecta, Thysanoptera, Thripidae. The coding region runs from base 364 to 1233 and encodes 289 amino acids. Gene Ontology annotation, cellular component: membrane; endomembrane system. The transcript is spliced from 4 exons. The record is from RefSeq and is a predicted model, not a curated record.
AGGUAAGUUGUAGAGUGGAGUGCAGGCAGCGGACGACACGAAUGUUUAUGUAUAGUACACUGUCAAAAGGACCCUCAUCACUUUACCGUCAUACACCCAACAAAUGACAUGACAUCAGAAAUAUCAGAAUCAGGGCUCAAUGAAAUAAUUUUGAAGCGUUCUGUGUAUGGAAGUAUUUAAGGACUUGUAAUGUCAGCGUGUGCGGCGCCGUUCGUGAUCCUGAUGGAAAAUUAGAGUAGUUUAACCCGGCGCCACGGCUCAGUGUAGCUGGGAAACUGACACCUGAUUUGUUGAUCCUGGAAGGUUAGAAUAAGACUAAGUUAUCUCUUCACUUUUAUUCCUUUACCACCAUUCCAAAUUAGAAUGGCUUUGAAAACAGUUGCUGUUAUUGUUGUCGUUGUAGCCGUGGCUGUCAUGUACCUUCAUGAAUAUCAUCGUGAGAAAAUUACUCUAAUUAAUGACAUUCCAUUUGUUAAGAAUUCUUUAGUUAAAGUUCAUGACAUUAUAAUUAAUUUAAGUCGUAUCCUGUCAUCAUCUAAAUUUGAGCGUGGGGUAGAAAAUGAAGGGGAACGACUCUAUUCAGUAACUGAAUUGUCGAAGUACAACGGUGAAGACGGUAGUCCAACUAUAUACUUGGCAGUGUUAGGCAAAGUGUUUGAUGUCUCCAGAGGUGCAAAGCAUUAUGGACCAGGUGGAAGCUAUCAUGCAUUUGCCGGUCGUGAUGCAUCAAGAGCAUUUUUUACUGGAGAUUUCAGUGAAAAUGGGAUUACUGAUGAUGUAUUAGGGCUUUCUCCAGAUGAUCUUAAAAGUAUUCAGGACUGGUCUCUAUUUUAUAACAAAGAAUACACAUACAAAGGAAAGUUGAUUGGUCGAUAUUAUAAUGCCAAUGGAGAGAUAACUGAUUAUUACAAUGAAGUGAAGGGUUUGAUCAAGCAGGCAGAAGAGAAGAGUGCUGCUCAAAAUACAGAAUAUUUACAAUUUCCUCCCUGCAAUGUUGAGUGGACCCCUGAAAGUGGAAGUAAAGUCUGGUGCAGUAAUCGUAGUGGUGGCAUAGAGCGGGAUUGGGCAGGUGUACCGAGGAAGUAUUAUAAACCUGGGUCUGAUUCUUACCGCUGUGCUUGCAUCAAGUAUGCAGAUGAAAUUAAAGUUCUCCCGCGUGAGCAAAGAAAGGGCAAUAUUGAAGAAUACGAUGGUUGUGCUUCUUCUUCUGAUUCAUGUUAUGUUAAAGAUUAAGAAUGUAACCUCAUCCAUUCUGUUAACCUAAUAAAAACUCUUGAGUUGAAAGACUUCAAUUAUA